AUGAAAAGAAUAUUUCAACAUAUUCAUGAUGAUUCCACAUCAAAAUUAUAUCCUUCUUUAUUGGUAAAUAAAUAUUGGUGUAAAAACGUUGUGACAUUUUUAUGGAAUCGACCAUUCCAAAUGUGCCCAAAACAUAAUCGAUACAAGCUUAUCAGAACGUUGUUAACGUUCUUUAGUUUAGAAGAGACCACAUUAAUCAAUUCUAAAUUAAAGGCUUAUAACAUUCUAAUACCUGCGCGACCUAAUCCCAUAUUUAAUUAUUCUUCCAUGGUACAAGAAAUUUCUUAUAUGGAUUUAGAAACCUUUGUUAAAUCAUAUUUAACAAAAAUAACCACGGGAUGUUAUAAUGAUAUCCAAAAAGUACAAAUUCUUUUCAUCACCAUUUCAUUAUUUCAAAUGUUCUUACGACAGGGUACCAACAUUAAAAUUCUCGUAAUUGAUAAAGAAAUUUAUACGAUGGAUUUACCAGACAUUUCUAUUUUUACUGAAUCACACCCUUCAGGUUCCACUAACCUCUUUCAACUUAGAAUCGAUUAUAAUAGUAUUAAGAUUCGUAAUAUAAUUCAAUUUCUAAAAUAUAUUUCAGAUGUAUGCAAGGACAUUCAGAUUUUAGAAUUUAAAUUCAACAUAAAUGCUUAUAGUGAUGAAUUAUUACAAUCAAUUUCCAAUACCAUAACUAAACAAAAUAAUUUACGAGAAUUUAGUUUAUCAAAUACAAAACAUAUUGGAAUCGAAUCAGUGAUGAUGUCAUUGCUCGUUCAUGUUAAUACGCUAACUUCAAUUUCAUUGGCUUUCCUUAAUUUGGAACAAAAAUCCAUGGACAUUCUUUUGAAUCUUAAACAAUUAAAAGAACUUAGGAUAUGGUUCUGUGAAGGAUUAAAUCAUUACUCUUCGAUUCACAGAUUUGAACUCAACACGUUACAUUUGGUGGAAUUAUCUUCCUCUGUGAAAACAAGACGGAUUACACAAUCCAUCUUGCAAUCAACAGGAAAUUCUAUUACACAAUUAGGAUUUAACAUUCAAUAUAUAGAAAAUCUUGAUAUAACAUUAACUUAUUGUCCAAAUGUUGAAGAAAUAAUUCUUUUUUAUUUGUCUAAUGAUAAACAAAAUAGAAAAUUUACCACUAAAACUACAAAUAGAAUGGUAAAAUCAUGGAGAGAAAGGUUAUCAUCACUUACUUUUAAAGAAAUCUCAAUUAGAACUUUAAUCGUUAACAAACUAGAAUAA
Messenger RNA from Funneliformis mosseae, 1227 nucleotides. NCBI's taxonomy places the organism in Eukaryota, Fungi, Glomeromycota, Glomeromycetes, Glomerales, Glomeraceae. The record is from the annotation of a GenBank genome assembly.